Messenger RNA from Thrips palmi, 2050 nucleotides. RefSeq names its product eEF1A lysine and N-terminal methyltransferase homolog. Bases 1 to 2016 code for a protein of 671 amino acids. The record is from RefSeq and is a predicted model, not a curated record. The transcript is spliced from 11 exons. NCBI's taxonomy places the organism in Eukaryota, Metazoa, Arthropoda, Insecta, Thysanoptera, Thripidae.
AUGAAUCUUCUACCUAAAUCACGAGAAGAAUUCAGCAAAACAGAAUAUUGGAACACAUUUUUCAAGAAAAGAGGAAAUAAAGCUUUCGAAUGGUAUGGAGAAUACCCUGAACUUUGUGGGCACCUGCACAAGUACAUCAAACCUCAAGAUUCAGUUUUGGUAGUGGGAUGUGGCAACUCAAAACUGAGUUCAGACUUGUACGAUGUGGGCUACAGGAAAAUUAUUAACAUCGAUAUCAGUGGGGUUGUCAUUAAGCAAAUGUUACAAGCACAUUCCCAGCAGCGUCCAGAUCUUCAGUUUGUGCAGAUGGAUGUGUUAAAAAUGGAAUUUGAAGACUCUAAAUUUAAUGUUGUUCUUGACAAAGGAACUCUUGAUGCUCUCAUGAGUGAUGAUUCCCCAGAAUCAAUUGAUCGAAUUGACACUAUGUUUAAUGAAGUUGAAAGGGUUUUAAAGGUCUGUGGAAGAUGGGUUUGUGUGUCCUUGCUUCAAGACCAUGUUUUGAGGGCAAUUUUACGAUUUUUUCCCUCACGAGGAUGGAUGGUGAGGAUUGCACGAUGCAUUGAAGCUGAGCAAAAAACUGCCGCAGAAGGAGAGUCAAGUGGCCUCCCAGUGUUUGUCAUAAUUUGCACAAAAAUGGUCAAAAUGCCUAAUUUUACUCCCGUGUUGGAGUUGCAUCUCAGCGCUGAUGGUAAGGGAGAGCGAUUCUCCAGUCCUGAAGCUCUCACCGAUGGAGUCCACACAAUCCAACAAGCUGCACUAGUGUGCAGUCGUCUGGGCACUACCAAUGUUGUCAAAGAUGGUGAAAUCUGCUUGGACCUCAUGAAACCUGGUACUUCUUCACCACGAUUUUCUGUAUAUGUAUGUGAUAAGCCUUGUGCCAAUGAAGCCACUCGCAAAUUUGCUGCUUUUGUUGUUCCUCAAGGAAGAGAAACAGAGUGGCUGUUUGGUACACCAGAGGGUAGAGCUUCAUUACAAACCUCUGUUGGCUACGACAGGUUGGCCAUAAUCACAAUGCACCGAGGUCACACAUAUCCAUCUCUUGAAGAACUGCAGGAGGAAUUAUCUGAAUGCAUUCUACAAGUAGCACCUGCAGGCCACAACAGGAAGAUACCUUUCCUGUCAGCGGGGCAAGAUGUUGGAGUGCGGACCAUAGUGCACAAAGCCAAUAGCCUCAUAUCUGGGGAUAUUCUCAUUGAGGAAGUGGAAGUUGAAGAUGAAGUUUUUCGCAGAUUAAUUUUCUUGAAAAACCCAAAUGUUAUCCAAUCUGAAUGUAGGCUUAAAAGAGUCAAAUCUAAGAAGGGGCCCAUGAAAUAUGUUGUUGAUACAACCUAUUUAGGCUGUGAUCAUCAUGUGUACAUGGGUGUUGGAGUCUCACUGGCACUCAAAACUGCAAUCAAUGCUGGGAACAUACUAAUAAUUGGUCUUGGAGGUGGUGGUUUGUGUACGUAUCUACAUAGCUGCUUCAAACAGGCAAUAAUUGAAGCAGUAGAUAUUGAUCCCUUAACAGAGAACAUUGCCAAAGAAUAUUUUGGUCUUCCAGUAAAUGAUAAAAUCAAGUUGCAUUUUGAAGAUGGCUUAAAAUAUAUGGAUACCUUGUCAAAAACUGGUAAAACAUUUGAUGCAGUUCUCUUUGAUGUGGACAGUAAAGACUCAUCUUUGGGUAUGAGCUGUCCUCCAAGGGAAUUUCUUGAAAGUGAUGCACUAGAUUCUGUUGUGAAAUUAAUUGGUGAUCAAGGACUUUUCAUUCUGAAUCUGGUAUGUCGAGCUGAAGGAUUACAGAAGGAAGUGAAGGCUAUGUUAAGAAGUAAGUUCUCUUGCAUUCGAAGCUACAAGCUUGAGCAAGAUGUCAAUGAAGUCUUAUUCUGUUCAACUAAAGUUCAAAAGGACAAAGAUGCAUUGCGAUUAGAAGUGAAAUCUGCUGCGCAAAACUUUAAUUCAAUUGUAAAGGAUAACAAAAUCCAAAGUAGAAAUGUUGUUGAUGUCACAGAUCUUGUGAAGAAAUUGAACAUAUCUUAGGAAUGUCUCCACUUACAUAUUUCAAACAUGAAUU